Alnus glutinosa is the source of this 557-nucleotide messenger RNA. Its product is annotated as adenylate kinase isoenzyme 6 homolog. Gene Ontology annotation, cellular component: cytoplasm; nucleus. The transcript has 3 exons. The coding region runs from base 18 to 557 and encodes 179 amino acids. Gene Ontology annotation, molecular function: AMP kinase activity; ATP binding; ATP hydrolysis activity. NCBI's taxonomy places the organism in Eukaryota, Viridiplantae, Streptophyta, Magnoliopsida, Fagales, Betulaceae. The record is from RefSeq and is a predicted model, not a curated record.
AGUGACAGAAGGGUUCCAUGGCGCAAAACGGUAGCGUAAGAGGUAGAAGGCAGCCGAACAUACUGGUGACAGGGACACCCGGGACGGGCAAGACAACGACGUCGUCUGCUCUGGCAGAGGCCACCCAGCUCCGCCACAUUUGCGUCGGAGAUUUGGUGAGGGAGAAGAACCUGCACGACGGCUGGGACAACGAGUUCGAGUGUUACCUCAUCAACGAAGACCUCGUUUGCGAUGAGCUUGAGGAUUUGAUGGAAGGAGGAGGGAACCUAGUGGACUACCAUGGUUGUGAUUUCUUUCCCGAGCGAUGGUUUGAUCGAGUUGUUGUGCUUCAGACUGACAACUCUGUGUUGUACGAUCGCUUGAGUAGAAGAGGUUACACAGGGUCGAAGCAUUCAAACAAUAUUGAGUGUGAAAUCUUUCAAGUUUUGCUUCAGGAGGCAAAGGAAAGUUAUCAAGAGGACAUUGUUGUGGCAUUGAAGAGCGAUACUAUUGAAGACAUUACCAGAAAUGUUGAGAGUUUAACAGAUUGGGUGAGGAGUUGGCACCCUGCUUCCUAA